This is a messenger RNA of Camponotus floridanus (Florida carpenter ant), 2581 nucleotides long. It is a transcript of the gene Pka-R2, whose product is annotated as cAMP-dependent protein kinase type II regulatory subunit. Gene Ontology annotation, biological process: regulation of protein phosphorylation. Gene Ontology annotation, cellular component: cAMP-dependent protein kinase complex. The record is from RefSeq and is a predicted model, not a curated record. The transcript is spliced from 8 exons. The coding region runs from base 423 to 1574 and encodes 383 amino acids. Gene Ontology annotation, molecular function: cAMP-dependent protein kinase regulator activity. NCBI's taxonomy places the organism in Eukaryota, Metazoa, Arthropoda, Insecta, Hymenoptera, Formicidae.
CGUCGUAUGUUCCGCGCGACCGUGCGCAGCGUCGUCUCGGCAGACAGGUAGCCCGCCCCCCUCCCUCUGCCCCGGUCGGCGGAGAGUCAGCGCGGCACCGGGAAGCGGCACCGGGGAGCUUCGUCGGCAACGGUUUCUCGCCGGUGCACAAGAGAGGCCGGUGACGACGACGGGAGAGAGCCAGCCAGCGAGAGAGAGAGGCCGAAGGUAGGCGGUCCCUGGACGUUCCACACCCGACCUCCGGCUCCGGCCUCCGCGCGAGAGAGCCUUCCGUCAAGCUUCCGUGACGUGACGUUACGUUACGUGACGUGGACAGGUCGCAUCGCAGCCUGGGAGAGGAGGAGCGGGAGGCUCGAUAACGCGAGGAGUGAAUUCGCGGGCGGAUAGGACGAGAGGCGAUAUACGACACUCGAGGCGAGACCAUGAGCUGUCAACGUAACGUCCGCAAGAUCACGGUGCCGGACGAUCUGCGGGACAUCCUGCUGGAGUUCACCAUCAGCUACCUGCUGGAGCAGCCGGGCGACAUCAUCGACUACGCCGUGGACUUCUUCACGCGGCUACGCGACGCGCGGAGGACGCAGCUGAUCCAGGACGGUCAGACCUGCACGUCCACGCCGGACGAGUCCGUUGACGAGGAGCCACCAGUCGGCCGAUUCGCUUCCAGAAGGAAGAGCGUUUUCGCAGAGACGUACAAUCCCGAGGAAGACGAGGAAGAUGACGGCUUUAAGAUGGUCCAUCCAAAGAGCGAUGAGCAACGACAAAGGCUCAGCGAAAGCGUCAAGAACAUACUUCUGUUUCGCGCUCUAGACGAGGAACAAAUGGCGGACGUACUUGACGCGAUGUUCGAAAAAACCGUUCAACCGGGAGAAUUUAUUAUCCGACAGGGCGACGAUGGUGACAACUUUUAUGUGAUCGAGAGGGGAAAAUUCGACGUUUACGUGAAAGAUCCUGCCACGGCGACGGAUAAUCAUAUUCAUACUUAUGAUAAUCGCGGCGCUUUCGGAGAACUAGCCCUUCUGUACAAUAUGCCCAGAGCGGCCACCGUCAAAGCCAUUACGCUCGGGACUCUCUGGGCUAUGGAUAGACAGACUUUUCGACGCAUUCUUCUUAAAUCCGCGUACAGGAAGCGUAAAAUGUACGAGACUCUUAUUAAUAAAGUGCCGAUGUUGAAAUCUCUCGAGGCUUACGAACGCAUGAAUUUAGCGGAUGCCCUUGUACCGAAACAAUAUUCCGACGGCGAGCAAAUAAUCAGGCAGGGUGACACCGCAGACGGGAUGUACUUUGUCGAGGACGGCGUCGUCAGGAUUACUAUACUCGGCGAGAACGGCCGUGAAAUUGAGAUUAAUCGUGUUCCGGCUGGCGGUUAUUUAGGCGAGUUGGCACUCGUGACGCAUAAACCACGCGCCGCUUCGGCCUACGCUGUAGGGGACAUUAAACUGGCAUUUUUGGACGUUGAAGCUUUCGAGCGUUUGCUCGGCCCGUGUAUGGAACUUAUGAAACGUAAUAUUGACGAUUACGAAGAUCAGCUAGUCAAAAUAUUCGGCAGCAAAGCCAACAUUUCCGACAUUCGAUGAACUGUCUCCGGCAGAGACACGUUCCCGCGCUGCUGUACUAAAGGACGCGACACUUUCGUACAGUAUAUAAUGUAUAACGUGCACAAAAGAGAACUUGUACCACCUACUUUUGAAUCUCAUCCCGCGUAUUUCGAGUAUCGUCUCGAGAUCAACUGUUUGGUAUGACUGUUCAUUUUAGACGUACCGAUUAAGAUUCGUCGACGAUAGUUACCAAGUUUAUACCUACGACACACAUUGAACAAAACUAUAGGCUGCUCGAUACUAUGUAUAAAACAAUAACAGUGGUAUUUAAUAAUUAUCCUCUAAGACUGUACUAGAUCAAAAAGAGAGUACGUUAGUGCAUUAUAUCACGCGCUCGAUCGUUUGUGAAAUGAGUAUCUCCAUCUAUUAUAGUCUCAGAUUGGAUUAUAAUACUUCGAGAUCUAGGACAGCAUUAUUAGUAUAUAUUGUUAUAUAAUAUUCGUAUCCCUAAAAUGACUUAACGAUUUAUCUCGAUGUAUUCAAUCUAUGCAUACAUAAUUCGCGUAUAUUCCCUUGCAUUAUAUAUUUUUUCGACAAAUUGGCAGCUACAUUUAAGUCAGCAGGAGUCUAAAAUAUUCGAAAUUGAAUGCUCUUCCAACAUAUUCUUCUUUUUCUCUCUGGCAAAGAUGGAUUACAAGAGAAAUGAUCAUACUAAUUGUGGUGACACAAAUCUUACAAAGUUUCUAUGAGAUACCUACGUAUGCAUAUCACUCCUUUUCGAAGAUAAUGAAAGUAACAUUGCCACUAUUAAACUAAAUAAAAAUAAUAUCCUUUGAUACAUCUAUUUAAUAACAUAACAUAAUAUCUUAAUAAAAAAUAUCAGAUUAGACAAUCAAGAUUCUAUCUAUAAUUUCCAACGAGAAUCAACACGCAUUCUCUUUGUGAAUAAAUACGCACAUAUACACACAAACAAACAUCGCACAUAAACGCACAUACUUGCAGUAAAAUCAUUUUUAAGCACAACAUUCAAUCCAUAAUAUUAUUUU